AUUUAGUAAUUAGCAGCAGCAGAAGCAGCAGCAGCAGACACAGCCAUGGCUGCAGCUCCCGAAAACGUCCCUUCCUUCAUCGCCGCUCAGCUCAGUCACCUCCUCGCCCACUUCCGUCUCACCCUCAAGGUUGAUCAAAUGUGGUCCGCCGACAAAUACAACUCCGGUCCCUUCGAUCGCUUCUCCCUCCUCAUCCCUUACUGUUUGGACUUCAUCAGAUGGGAUGUUAUAUUCGACGCCGAGUCUCCCAAUGCUGCUCCCGAUGUUAUUUUUGGCCCCGAGGACGAUAAUUUUCACCCCUUUCACAUGCCCCCUUCCCCCGAAUCAAAUAACAACUGUUUGUCAGAUUGGAACUACAAAGACCCCUCGUGUCUCUUAACCCUCAUUCAGUUCUUGAGGGAUCAGUAUGUGCUGUACCAGAGGAAGCGCGUUGAAGAGGUUGAUGAUGAACGCUUGAAAUUUGAAAUCAGCACUAUCUUGUCCAGGGAGGGAAUAGAAAUGUAUACGGGCUCUAAUGCUGAGAAGUUAGAGGAGGUUAAAUUUGCUGUGCCCUUACUGGACAUGAACAUAAACAAUAUGGUGUCUUGCUGUCCCUGGAGAUAUUCCCAGAAGAUAUACUUACAGGUUGUAUAUCCUGUUGGAAGAAAAUAUACGUCAGUACCUUCGGCUCCUCGUCUGAAGUUGGUAUCUUCUCCUGAGCUGAAAGCCGUUUUUUCCAUUGAUGAUGUCAAGCUACCUUCUUGGGUGGAUGGCAUGUGUUUGGCAGAAUAUCUUCCAAAUCUGGAAGAAUAUCUCGGGAAACAGGUCUUAGAGGCUGUUUCACUAAUUGAAGUUAGAAGGCAGUUCAUUGAAGCCUUAGCCAGUCCGUUUGGAAGGCCAAUUGAAGCUGAUCCUAUUUUUUGCAGGAAGGCAACUUUUCUUUGUGCAUCUGGUGUUUUCACAUUCCUGGUACAUUUCAUGAUUCCAUCUCAAUUUCCAAAGCAACAGCCGGCUGUUAUGCUUCAAAGUUCACAGCAUUUUAAUUCACAAAUGGCACCUUUGAAGUCACGGCUUAUCUCUGAUUAUCCAUGGAGUCCGAGAUGGGAACCAUUACAGAUGGCUGAGCGUAUUUGUGAGUUUCUGGCAGAUGAGGCCUUGAACUUCAAGAGGCAAUGCAGUGAGGGUCAGGUUCAGUAGUAACAUAACCAAUCUCUAAACAUGUUCGUUCAAAAAUGUCAUUUUGCGAUCUUCUUGAUCAUUGCAACUUUUUGGGAUCCACUUUAAAUGAAAUUGCAUUUGGAAUUUUUCUUGUAUUUAGCUCUCUGUAUUGUUAAUAUCGACAUGGAAAAGAAAAAGGGUAUAUAGUUAGUUUUUUUCCGAUGAUUUUA
Messenger RNA from Vigna angularis (adzuki bean), 1367 nucleotides. RefSeq lists its product as uncharacterized. Gene Ontology annotation, cellular component: BRISC complex; BRCA1-A complex. The coding region runs from base 46 to 1176 and encodes 376 amino acids. The record is from RefSeq and is a predicted model, not a curated record. The transcript has 13 exons. Lineage: Eukaryota; Viridiplantae; Streptophyta; Magnoliopsida; Fabales; Fabaceae. Gene Ontology annotation, biological process: double-strand break repair.